This is a messenger RNA of Xenopus laevis (African clawed frog), 3469 nucleotides long. It is a transcript of the gene msx2.S, whose product is annotated as msh homeobox 2 S homeolog. Gene Ontology annotation, cellular component: nucleus. Gene Ontology annotation, molecular function: RNA polymerase II transcription regulatory region sequence-specific DNA binding; DNA binding; DNA-binding transcription factor activity, RNA polymerase II-specific. The coding region runs from base 111 to 884 and encodes 257 amino acids. Lineage: Eukaryota; Metazoa; Chordata; Amphibia; Anura; Pipidae. Gene Ontology annotation, biological process: regulation of transcription by RNA polymerase II; embryonic morphogenesis; regulation of DNA-templated transcription. The transcript has 2 exons. The record is from RefSeq and is a predicted model, not a curated record.
UGAUUGGGUUUCGCUGGAAGGGAAUAGACUGAGCAGUUAGUUGGCUGUGCGGCAGAACAGAGAGAGUCGUUGGUAGGGACGGCUCUUGCGGCUCCCCUUUACUCAUCACAAUGUCUUCUCCCAGAAAGAUCAAAGAGGAUUUAAGUUCUGAUGAAGAGGGACAAGUGCACCCCACGCUCUCCCCUUCUGAGGAUCACAAGAUCAAGAUCUCCAGACUGCCUUUCAGCGUGGAAGCGCUCAUGGCUGAUAAGAGGGUUCCUAAGGAGACUCCCCUCUUACGUGCAGUGGACUCGUCUCCAGCCAGUAGCACCCCCAGCAGUCACCUUAAUAUGGGGAUCAGGGACAGCCCAAGUCCCCCUGGGCUCACAAAAACCUUUGAAACCUCAUCGGUGAAAUCAGAAAACUCUGAAGAUGGCACCAGCUGGUCCAAAGACGGGGGCUGCUAUUCCCCUCCACCAAGACACCUGAGCCCAUCUACCUGCCCUUUGAGGAAGCACAAAACCAACAGAAAGCCCAGGACUCCCUUUACCACCUCCCAGUUACUGGCCCUGGAGCGCAAGUUCCGCCAGAAGCAAUAUCUCUCCAUAGCAGAAAGAGCAGAAUUCUCCAGCUCCCUCAACCUCACAGAGACACAGGUUAAAAUAUGGUUCCAGAACAGAAGAGCCAAAGCCAAAAGACUUCAGGAAGCAGAAAUAGAAAAGCUGAAAAUGGCAGCAAAGCCCAUACUACCUCCUGGCUUUAGUAUACCUUUCCCUAUCAACUCUCCUAUUCAGGCUGCAUCACUGUAUGGAUCAUCUUAUCAAUUUCACAGGCCGGUCCUACAAAUGCCACCCAUGGGACUUUAUGCUACACCUGUUGGAUAUAGCAUGUAUCACUUAUCCUGAGGAGGUUGACAUGACAGAGCAAAGGAAAAGAGUACUGGGAUCAUGUCCAUAGACUCAAAGCAUCUCAAGAUCGACCAUCAUGUUUAGAGAAUAGGAGAGCCCAGCCUCUCUUUUGCAGGGUGCCCUCUGGAUCAAACUGCACCCUUCCUCCAAAUACCUUAAUUUCAGCAGUUGUGCAACUGCAAAAGACUGCAUUGAACAGGUACCAAAAAUCACAGAGAAAGCCAAGUAUUGGUGGAUUGCUUCUCAUCCCUCAGCUUUACCUUUAGUGACCAUGUUCGGGCCUAGUAUUACUUAUCAGCCUGUGCUGAAAUGUGUGAGCUUUUGUACAGGACUCACAGUCAUUACUGCCUUUUUAUGAAGGCAAAAUAAACCAAAAGACCUUCUAGAAACACUUGAAAAAAUGUAAAUAGAAAUCACAAGAAAUAACAAUUGAAGGGGUUUAGGGUUUUGCACUUAGAGGUUGUUGAUCAGUUAGGUGCAGUAACUGGAUUAUCAAGGCGGCCAAUUCUGGUUCAUAUUUUAAACAAGUAACAAGUAUCAAGAUGUUCACUGUGAAGCAUAGAGAUCUAGUAAGCAUAAAGGGGUAUCUAAAGAGAAAGCAGACCCUGUUACUGAUGAGGGGCUCAGAAGGAGGUGUAGGGGGCCCAGUAGAGUGAUGGCAGUUCCUCUAUAUGUUUAUGAAAAAUGUAGGGAACCCUUAAUAAAUUUUACUGCGGGACCAGUAACCACUGCAUCCAGACAUGUAUAUUUUUAUAGGCACCUGUCUACUAGUUAUUCUUGGGUUUUCAGAUGUGACCUGUUUUCAUAAGGAUUGCCAUAGGAUUCAAAUAUUCUAAAGGCCUAUUUUCUGUCUUAAAAAUGCUAUUGCAACUCGGAUAGGCCUGGUAUAAUGCUGUGCUAUAGAAAUGCCGUGUGGCAGGGUUACACUUGAAAUACAACACAGAGCAUGUGCUCCUUGGUUCCUGGCAUCACAGGGACCCCUUAAGGGGAACCAUGUUGAUUAAAGCACAAAUUACAUAGCAUUUUGCUUAAAAUGUGUUUGUUAUUUUAAGUACAUAUUUCAGGAAUGUCCAAACUGCCUCUUUUAGCUGCAAUUCCCAGCUCUCCACUAACAGCAAACGACUGGAGUGUUUCAGGCUGGACAAUCCUGAAUAAAAUUAUUUGUUCCCCUUUGAUUUUUGGGUUCCUAGACUUGUAUAUCAGCUCUUGUCACUGACCAAAUGUCAUACAGUUUUACCAAGUAAAUUUCUAAAUAUAUAAUGUGUGCGGUUUUAAUACUUUUUCAUUAAAUCUAGUUUGGGGAAGGGGAGGGGGGGUCCUAUUUUAUAUAGAUGAAUAGUGCCCAUUUUAAGAGGAAAAUCCUUUUUGGUGUUUUACUGUGAUGUAGAAGCAGCAUUUGUUUAUCAUAUUACAUUGCUGUUUUUCAGCCAUGACCCAACUGAUGGAACUUGCUCUGGUGGGGAUCAAGCUACCCUUAAUACAAUUAGUAUAGGCUGCAUGUAAACUAUCACAUAAUGCUCAAUAUUACCUAUAUAUACCCAAUAUUAUGGGUAAACUGCCUGAGGAAAUAGGGGUGAGUUGUGUUUACAGGCAGAGCACUUAGCACUCAUAAUGAGCCCCAUUUACAUUAGCUGAAACUUAUAUUUUAACACAGCCAAACUACAUUCUUUUAUAGGUCAAGGAAGGUAGUAGACAAGCCACCAGGUAAAAAUGGUCUUUAGAGCUGCACUCCAAAUUCUCUUUUCUUUAUAAUGCCCAGAGCUGGUUCCUGACAUUGUUCUGCCCACCAGAUCAAGCUACACCAGGCAGGGUCAUUUUAGGUAACAAAAUAGUGGCUAUUACUGCUCUGUCUCCAGCAAGGACUUUUUUUCCAGGUCAGUUGCUGUAAUAUUUCCAAACAAACCCGCAAGUCUAAAAGAGUGACUUUUAGCAAUCCUUCACCAUCUAGAUCACCGUUUUAUCUCUUUUUUUCUAUUAAAUAGUUCGCCCAAGUCAAGGAAGGUUUGAAAGAUUUGUCCUAUUUACAUUUUUUCAUUCUAUUUGUUUUAUUUAAAAAAUAAAAUAAAAAAUAAGGUAACUGUCAUUUUCAAAGUUAAGAACGGAAUAUUAUUUUCUGCUGUGGUGGAUUGUGGCCAAACUGAUUGGUCAUUUAUGAAGUCUGUGUUGUUAAAUAUGAUGUUAUUGUAAAUGAUUGUCUGAGAUGAUAUCCUAUUAUGCAAUGGGUGUACAGAGGUCCCAGGGAUGGGAAAUAUAUAGUCUGGAAAGCUUAUUCAACAGGAUGUGUGUAAUGCAAACUAACUGGAAACUCAAGUGCCUCAGAGUUACAUUUUUUUAAAAGCAUAAAACAACAAAGCCGAUGUUAAACACUUUUUUUGUGUGUGUAAGAAAUGAAUUUAUUCUCUUGAUGUCCACCAUAGUUUUACUGCUGAGAUCUGAACCACUUAAAGGCCCUAUCCAUUCCUUCUGUAAUUACCGUCCCUUUGAAAGGGAAGCCUUGUAAAAUGCUAUAUAUUUUAUUGAAGAGUUAUAAUUUCAUAUAUCUCUUAUUUGUAAUUAAAUUAAAAGCCAUGUUACAGUUGUAA